Messenger RNA from Capsicum annuum, 701 nucleotides. Its product is annotated as F-box/kelch-repeat protein At3g23880-like. The record is from RefSeq and is a predicted model, not a curated record. Gene Ontology annotation, molecular function: protein binding. The transcript has 2 exons. Lineage: Eukaryota; Viridiplantae; Streptophyta; Magnoliopsida; Solanales; Solanaceae. The annotation marks the transcript as partial.
AUGCUACCUGCGGAAAAAUUAAAUGGAGAGAAUAAUGGAGUAAACCAAGAAAAUUCAGAAUCUGAUGAACAAGAUAACAGAUUCAUCAAUCAAGAAGACAUGGAAAAGCUGGAACUAGAAGAAGAAACAAGUUCAGAAACUGAGGUCUUCGGCUUAUCAAGAAAACACCUGGUAUCUAAUGAAGUCUCCCAUCAACACCCAAAUCAAAGCAACCCCACAAAACUUUAUUGGCUAGCUAAAAUCCUUACUGAAAUUAUCUCAAGGCUUCCCGUUAAAUCUCUCUUGCGAUUCAAGUCUGUUUUAAAAUCUUGGAGUUCUUUGAUUUCUAGCCCUGAGUUUACCAAAUAUCAUCUAAGUUUAUUAGCUAAUAAUAACAAAGACUACACUAUCCAUAGCGUUAUGUUGAGGAUAGCCCAACCAGAACUCAACCUUAAGGAAUGUCCUAUUAUGGAGGAAUCUAACUUGGAUUAUCACAUGAAAAACUCCGGUAUAGCUUGUGUGAUAGAGGGUUCUGUCAAUAGAAUGAUUUGUCUUGUAGAUGAGGCAAAGCAAUUGUUCCUAUGGAACCCAGCAAUAAGAAAGUAUAAGAAGUUUCCUGAUUUUAGAACUAAAUUGAAGGAUGAUGGUCAAUGCACAUAUGGUUUUGGAUAUGAUGAUAUCCAUGAUGAUUAUAAGGAGAGUGAUGCGGUUAAUUGGCACAG